AUGGAGGCCAUGGCUGAUAAGAGCCUAAAUGAAAAAAGAAAAAUAUUCGUUAAUUCAGUAUCUGAAGACACACUUAAUGUCCUAAGAGAAAAGGUGCCAAACCAAGAUGAGCUAAAAAAGGAAAAUGGUACAACUAUAAACAAAGCUUGUGACUUGACUGACUUUGUGAUUCCCAAAGAGUCCCACACCAGCCAAGUAUUGAUAUGCUAUAUCUGCAAGAGAGAUUCCACUCUUGCUUCCAAGUUGGGAUUUUCUUCAGGUAAGGCCACGGAGUUAGCGCUAAGGAGAUUUGUCACUCGCUCAGAGCACAGGACCUCAGAUAGUACAUUCUUGCUGUUCGUGUCUCAUGGCCUCCGGUAUACAAUCUGUGGGACUCAGCAUAGUGAUGAAAACCCAGAUGUGCUAUCUUAUGACACCAUAUUCCAGAUUUUCAACAAUCGCAACUGCUGCCAUCUAAAGGACAAGUCCAAGGUCAUUAUCGUCCAGGCCUGCAGAGGUGCAAACCCUGGAGAGGUGUGGGUCAGUGACUCUCCAGUGGCCUCAGCAGACAGCUCUGCAGAGUCUUCAGAGGACUUGAAGGAUGAUGGUGUCCACAAGACCCAUGUGGAGAAGGAUUUUGUUGGUUUCUGCUCCUCAACACCACAUAAUGUUUCUUGGAGAAGAGCAAGUGGUUCUCUCUUCAUCACACAACUUAUAAAUUAUACUCAAGAAUAUUCUAGGCGUUAUCACCUGACAAAAAUAUUUGUGAUGAGCAAAAAUGAACACAGAAGAUCAAACUGUCCACAAGAAUAUAUACAAAAGCACUUGAAAAUAUAA
This is a messenger RNA of Myotis daubentonii (Daubenton's bat), 816 nucleotides long. Its product is annotated as caspase-13-like. The record is from RefSeq and is a predicted model, not a curated record. Lineage: Eukaryota; Metazoa; Chordata; Mammalia; Chiroptera; Vespertilionidae.